Mastomys coucha (southern multimammate mouse) is the source of this 5008-nucleotide messenger RNA. RefSeq names its product zinc finger protein 431-like. The transcript is spliced from 4 exons. Gene Ontology annotation, cellular component: nucleus. The record is from RefSeq and is a predicted model, not a curated record. Gene Ontology annotation, biological process: regulation of cytokine production; negative regulation of transcription by RNA polymerase II; regulation of immune system process. NCBI's taxonomy places the organism in Eukaryota, Metazoa, Chordata, Mammalia, Rodentia, Muridae. Bases 170 to 1660 code for a protein of 496 amino acids. Gene Ontology annotation, molecular function: RNA polymerase II transcription regulatory region sequence-specific DNA binding; DNA-binding transcription factor activity, RNA polymerase II-specific.
GCCAAUCAGUACAUCUACUCGGUCCGGUCCUGCAAUCAGAUGAGAAGGCGGGCUUUUCCUGUAAGUUCCUCUCUGAAGCCUAGCAAUCCCCGGUGUUUACAUUUGCUGUGUUCUGUGUGCGGCUGCCGGGUGCUGUGAGGAGAGCUCAGGCAAGCUCAGAAGUCCCGACAUGGGUGUUGUGACCUAUGAUGAUGUGCAUGUGAACUUCACUCAGGAAGAGUGGGCUUUGCUGGAUCCUUCUCAAAAGAGUCUCUACAGAGAUGUGAUGCUGGAGACCUGCAGGAAUCUCGCUGCUAUAGGCUACAGUUGGGAAGACCAUGAAACUGAAGAACAUUUUCAAAGUCCUAGAAGACAUGGAAGGCAUGAAAAAAGUCAUAUUGAAGAAAAACCCUCUGAAUUUACUCAAUGUGGUAAAGUCUUUGCAUAUCAGAGCCAUCCUCAAAGUCAUCAACGUAUUCAUACUAUUGAGAAAUCCUAUGAAGGUAUUCAAUAUUUUGAGACUUUUACGUAUCACAAUAGUUUCCAAAUACAUAAAAGAACUCAUGGUGAAGACAAAUCCUAUAUGUGCAACCAAUGUGGUAAAGCCUUUGUAUGUCACAAUUCUUUUCAAAGGCAUAAAAGAAUUCAUACAGGUGAGAAACCUUAUGCACAACACAGUCAUCUUCAACAGCAUGAAAGAAUUCAUACUGUUAAAUGUAAGCAAAGUGGAAAAGACAUUGCAUAUUAUACUAAUCUCCGAAUACAUCAAAGAACACGUGCUGGAGAGAAACCCUAUGAAUGUAUUCUCUGUGGUAAAGCCUUUGUACAUCACAGUCAUCUUGAAAGGCAUGAAAGAUCUCAUACUGGGGAGAAACCCUAUGAAUGUAACCAAUGUGGUAAAGCCUUUUCACAAAACAGUAGUCUCCAAAUACAUAAAAGAACACAUACUGGAGAGAAACCCUAUGAAUGUAAGCAAUGUGGUAAAGCCUUUUCAUGUCAGAGUGGUCUCCAACAGCAUAAAAAAACACAUCCUGGAGAGAAACCCUAUGAAUGUGAGCAAUGUGGUAAAGCCUUUGCAUGUCAAAGUGAUCUCCAACAGCAUAAAAGAACACAUACUGGAGAGAAACCCUAUAAAUGUAACCAGUGUGAUAAAGCCUUCGCACGGCACUGUUAUCUUCAAAGGCAUCAAAGAAUUCAUACUGUAGAGAAACCCUAUGAAUGUAAUCAAUGUGGUAAAUUCUUUGCACACAACAGUCAGUUUCUACGACAUAAAAGAACGCAUACUGAAAAGAGACCCUAUGAAUGCAAUCAAUGUGAUAAAGCCUUUGCAUGUCAAACUAGUCUCCUGUAUCAUAAAAAAACACAUACUGGAGAGAAGCCAUAUGAAUGUAAUGAAUGUGGUAAAGCCUUUGUACUUCACAGUCAUCUUCAAAUACAUAAAAGAAUACAUACUGGAGAGAAACCCUAUGAAUGUAAACAAUGUGGCAAAGCCUUUGCAAGUAACAGUAAUCUCCAGGUGCAUAAAAGAAUACAUACUGGCGAGAAACCCUAUGAAUGUGAGCAAUGUGGUAAAGCCUUUGGGUUUCAGAGUGGUCUCCAAAAACAUAAACGAACACAUACUGGAAAGAAACCCUAUGAAUGUAAGCAAUGUGAUAAAGCCUUUGCAUGUCAGACAUCUUAAAAGGCACUAAAGAAACUAUACUGUAGAGAAACCCUGUGAGUAUAUUUAAUAUAGUGAAGCCUUUGUGCAUUUCUAUAGUCUUCAUCAGCAUGUAAGAAUCCAUACUGGAGAGAAACUAUGAAUGUACUACAUUGGUUCAAGCCUUUUCACAUUUCACAAGUCUUCAUCAUCAUGAAAGAAUUCAUAAUGGGGCAAAACUUGAAUAUAUUUAAUAUGGUGAAACAUUUGAACACUUCUGCAGUCUUCAUCAUCAUGAAACUAUUCCUACUGGAGAGAAACUAUGACUACAAAGGAUUUGGUAAUAUGUAUAGUUGUCAUACUUCCAUUCAAUUACACAAGAUUAUUUUUCUGAAGAAAAAAAAUGUGACAAGUGUCAACAAUCUAUUCAAGCAUUAUGAUGUGACGUGCCUCUUUAUUUUGUUUGCACUUGCAAACACAGGAAUCCCUGUUCAUUUUGUUUGCAUUGAUAAUCAUAGUCCUCUACAAUUACAUGAAAUAGCUCAUCCAGGUGUAAAACUUUGUUUGUUUUAUUUGUAAAUACAUCCAGGUGUAUUUUGAAAGGUUUGGAGUAGGUAUUGAAGUUUGCUGUAUGUCUUGCAAAUAUAUUUGCAAAAGUGCUUUUUAUGUUGCUGUGGUAAAACACAAUGUCUAAGGCAGCUUAUAAAAGAGCUUAAUUUGGCUUAUCCAAAGUAGGCAGAAGUGGCAGAGGGAGGGAGGGAGGUGGGAGGGAAUGGAGGGUUUAGCAUCAGGUGUAGAGAGGACAGGAGAGAUGGCUAGAUGGUCAUGAAAAUGAAUGGAGAUCUUCAACUCACAGGGGAGAGGAGGAAGGGGACAUCUCCAGGAAGAGACAAAAACCUAGGAUAAGGCAGGUGCCCAAGAAUCAGUGGAGGUUACCCUAGCUGUGACUCACAACACUAGGGACGUGGAACCUGAGGAGGCCACCUCCUGUAGCCAGGCAGGAACCUCAGUGGAGCAGUAGAGGCACCACCCACCCUCAAAAGGUUCAACCCUAAAAGUAUCCUGUCUACAAGAAAUGCAGGUAAAUGGCAUGGAGCGGAGACUGAGGGAAUGUCCAAACAGUUAACUUUGGGGCGUUCUAGAGAGGUUCCACUCUAAGGGAAGACACACCACAAUUUUGGGUGUCACCAUACAUGGGAUUAGGUCCCUAGCUGAAUUAAAAACAAAAAACAAAAAAACAAACAAAAAAACCAGAAAACAAAAACCAGGAACUAAAGUUAAGGCAAGCACAUCAUCAAGAUUCAUUGGUGAUGUUUAAACAUUUUAACAUUUAUCCUUUGUUUCCUUCCUCUUUUCAUUUUUUUUUUGUAUUUCCUCCAUCAUUACCUGUUGCCAUCUUUACUUCCAUGUUCUCUUCUUCUUUCUUUCUUUACUUUCUUCAUUUACUUUUGGUUUGGUCUCCAGUAUCCCAGAUCCCUGUUUGUACUGUAGCUAAGGAUGACCUUGAACUUCUGACUUUCUCCUCCCUCCCUGCUCUUAGGAUGACAGGCAUGCCCAAUUUUCUUUGUUUCUUGCCAGCUGUUUGCUCACAGCAACAACAAAAUAAAGUAAUACACAUAGCUGUGCUGAGCUCUGCUCUUCUUAUUCCUGACCUGUUUGUUGCAGAUCCUCAAGUGAUUGAAAGUAGGCACAUACUUUAAAGCCUGGAUCUUCUACAUCUGGUUCUGCCUAGUUCUCUUCUGCUUCUAGACAGGCAGCCACCUUCCUGGGUUUUUCCCUCCUAGUAUAUCUCUUGUGUGAGGUUUGUUGUGUGCUGUGACUUUGUGGCGUUCCUUGAUUCCCUGUUGCCAGGAUACUUUAGGAGCAGAGCUGUAACCGAGCAGAGCUGUUAGCACCUUGACUGGAUGGUUUCCCAGGCAGGAGCAGAGCCAUAACAUUUUCUCUGGAACUUUCCCCUUGCCACAACAUAGCUGUAACACUUUCUCUGGGAAACCAUCCCCAUGCAGAGCAGAGAUGUUAGAGUUGUAUUGGGGAAAGCUCCCUUGCAUCUGAGGAGAACUUGUGAAGGGGAAACUGUUCUCCUCAGAGCUGCAGUACUUACAUUUGUAUGUCCUGUCUUUCUGAGAACUCACAUAUAUUCUGUUGUCCCUGUAUUUCAGUAUGAAGAUUCUUAGAAUUGUAUCUAUGUGUCUUUUUAGUAUUUUGUGAACACUGUGGUGUCUAAUACUUCUUAAUUCUGAGAAUUGAACCUUCAGGGACAUGACAAAUAUGUCCUCGCCUCUAUGUCUGACAUUGACACCAUCUUGCUGCUAAGCUGACCUCUCUUAGAUUUCCUUUCUCCUUCCUUUAUUCCCACCAAAGAGUUUCUCUAUGCCUCUUGGAACAUGUCAUUACACCAGCAGUGUUUCCUUCAUCUGUGUGAAAUGACUUAUAGUUGACGUAAAGAUUCAUGCAAUUCACAGAAACUGAUAACUCCUGUAUCAUUUCAGUCAUAAAUUAACUUACUUUCUUUCUGUACAAAUACACUUACAUAAAAAUGGCAUAUAUCCUAUUGAUAAGCAUGGAAACACCGGGAAAACAAGUAAUAUGGAAUAAAAAUCAUUUGUAAAAGUCACAUCUGUGUUAAAAUUCCAAUAUUAUGUUUAACAUUCACAGUUGGCAUGUGACUAACUUUUCUGAGUGUGUUCUGAUCACAUAUAAGAUGGGAAUAUAGAAAUGAGUAUACUUUACCUUACAGGAAAUGGGCAUAUUUUACCUUAUAAUUGGUGGGUCUUUUAUAGUUAGGCAUAUCAUGUGAAAUUUAAACUGAUAGAAUUUUUCUUUUAUUUAUGAAAUGUGUAUUUCAAGAAUUUUAAAAGUAUAGCUAGAGAAUACGGAAGGUUUUUUGAUGUAUUCUCAUGUGAUUGCUAAUGUAUUGGAACAAUGAAAAAUCAUAUAUACAUUAAUUACAUGGUUUGGUCAAAGGUUGAGCAGGUACGGUCACCUGCCACCAAGCCUGGUGAUCUGAGUUCAAUCUCUGGAAUCCACUUGAUGGAAGGAAAGAAGUGAUUCCUACAAAUUGUCCUCUGACUUCUACAUGCCAACUGUGGCUUUCAGAAACCCAAUACAAAUAUACAUUGUAAUGGUUUGAAUAUGCUUGGUCCAGGGAGUGGCAGUAUUUGGAGGUGUGGCCUUGUUGGAGUAGGUGUGUCAUUGUGUAUGUGGCCUUUAAUACUCUCUUCCUAGCUGCCUGGAAACCAUUCUUCUCCUAGUGGCCUUCAGAUGAAGUCGUAGAACUCCCAGCAGCUCCUGCCCCAUGCUUGCCUGGAUACUGCCAUGCUCUGCCUUGAUGAUAACAGACUGAACCUCUGAACCUGUAAGCCAGCCCCAAUUAAAUGUCCUUAUAAUAGU